Nicotiana tabacum (common tobacco) is the source of this 845-nucleotide messenger RNA. RefSeq names its product 2-hydroxyisoflavanone dehydratase-like. NCBI's taxonomy places the organism in Eukaryota, Viridiplantae, Streptophyta, Magnoliopsida, Solanales, Solanaceae. The record is from RefSeq and is a predicted model, not a curated record. Gene Ontology annotation, molecular function: hydrolase activity.
UUCCCUCCAUUUUCAAUUCACACUUUUUCCACUUUAAAGCUCAAUGGCUUAAAGUCCAAAACACUUUACCAAGACUGCUGGGAUGCCCUUCAGUGGGUCGCUUCACACGCCGCCGAUAAUGAUGCCGAACCAUGGAUAGCAAACCAUGGAAAUUUUAACAGAUUAUUCAUAGCCGGGGAUAGUGCUGGUGGUAAUAUUGUCUUUAACAUGACCAUGAGAGCUGGUAAAGAGAGCUUAAUUGGAUGCGUGAAACUCGUUGGUGCUAUCUUUGAUUUCCCUUUCUUCUUGAUCCCAUCAGUCGAAAACAUUGAGGGGUCUUUGAUUUACAAGCUUUGGAAUACUAUUUGUCCACCAUCUGAACAGGGAAUUAAUAGCCCAGUGGUUAGUCCAGUUUCAGAAAAUGGCCCGAGCUUGUCAGAGUUGGGUUGCUCAAGGCUUUUCUUGUGUGCAGGAGAUAAAGAUGAGCUUGUCCCCAGUGAAAUUGUGAGUCGAUUCGCUGUAGCUGUGAAGAACAGUGGAUGGAAAGGUGAAUUAGAUUUUAUUGAGAUUGAAGGUGAAGGUCAUUGCUUUCAGGCUGCUAAUCCUGAAGCUGAGAAAUCUAAAUAUCUCAUCAAGCGCAUGGCUUCUUUCAUCCAACGCAAAUGAUUACAAUUCUGCAAUUAGAGCUCCUAGUAAUAAUUAUUAGAUCUUCUAAUCUUAAAUUAGGCGAUGAGUAUAUAUUUGAAGCAUAUUUUAGAGUGGAUAUGUUAUUAGAACUGAUUUGCUGUAUCCUAGGAGCGUAAAAUUUAUUCUACUCGAUGUUUACACCGUAUGAUAUGCUUUAUACAUGAAUUUCAAGCAUUUAA